AGAUCUAGAUAACUCACUCUCUUCUAAGGCUUCCUUGAGGUUUCAGUAGCCUGGCAUCAGAACUACACCAGGGGCGUGAUGAAUAUUCAAGAUAACUCGUUGCCGGAGGAUAGGCAAGUACCUUCCGUCAAAGAAGACGAUGACGCAUUUGACCUCGAUGACCUUCUGCCUAUUGUCGGGGAAUUUGGAAGGUACCAAAGGCUACUGUUGUGGUUUGUUUGUCUUCCGGCUUGUCUGCCGUGUGGAUUUUGUGCCUUCAAUCAACUCUUCAUGGCCGAUACUCCGCCCCACUGGUGUAAGGUUCCAGGACUUGAGGGACUCGACUCACUGCAAAGAAGACACCUUGCCAUACCCACACAGGAAGACAAUGAGACGUAUAGCCGCUGCAUGCGUUACAACGUGGACUGGAAGACUCCAGAGAUGAUAAUGACAGAGAAUUUUUUGCCAAACUUAUCGUGGACCGUAAUACCCUGUGAUUACGGCUGGGAGUACGAUGAAUCAGACGUAACAUCUUCGAUCGUGGUAGAUUUCGAUUUAGUCUGUGAACAUUCAAUCUACCCUACGAUUGGAUUAGUUGCACUUAACACUGGAGGGCCGAUCGGAGUUUAUUUAUUCGGGAUGUUGAAUGAUAGGAUUGGACGCAGACUGUCUUUUUUCACCUGUCUUGCAACAUUGAUAACUGGAGGGUUUUUGACUUCAAUGGCAAGUUCAUUCUGGACGUGGGCAGCAACUCGUGUCGUCGUGGGACUGACGAUACCAGCAAUAUAUCAAAUACCAUUCAUCAUUUCUCUCGAACUCGUCGGUCCAAAUUACCGGUCCUUUGUCACCGUCAUGACAUGCACUUUCUAUACAAUUGGACUCUGCAUGCUCGCAGGAGUGACCUAUCUAGUCCGAGACUGGAGGCUCUUGGCUUUAACAACAAGCGCUCCGUUUCUUUUAUAUUUCAUAUACUGGUGGUUUCUUCCAGAGUCACCGCGGUGGCUGUUAGCCAAAGGUAGACUUGAAGAGGCUAAUAAAAUUCUUGAAACUUUAGCCAGAGUCAAUGGAAAAGAACUUCCAAUAUCUUUCACACAAAAAUUAAAACAGCGGAUGACCAUGUCUCGCUCCAAGAGUGAAGAGGAACGCUUGCGUAGCGGUCCUAGCGUCUUGGCUCUGUUCAAAACUCCAAAUAUGAGGCUAAAAACUUGUCUGAUCACUCUAAACUGGUUUGCUAACAACAUGGUUUACGUCGGUCUUUCCUAUUACGGCCCAGCCCUUGGUAGCGAGGAACAUUUGAGUUUUCUUUUUUCUUCAUUAGCUGAAAUUCCUAGUUAUAUGGCUUGCUGGGUGGUUAUGGAUCGCUGGGGAAGACGCUGGCCACUGUGUCUCUGCAUGGUUGUUGCUGGAGCUUCUUGUAUAGCAACGGUCCUUCUCCCCCCUGAUGCAGUUACCGCUACGCUGAUACUUUUCCUUUUAUCAAAAUCAGCAAUAUCAGCUUCGUUUCUGAUCAUCUAUCCGUUUGCUGGGGAACUCUACCCGACUCAACUGAGAGGCAUUGCAAUUGGCUUCUCUGCUUAUGUCAGUGGUUUAGGACUUAUUAUUAUCCCUUUCAUAACGUACUUGGGCACAGAGAAUCUUGUCCUACCUCUAAUAAUCUUAGGGGUAGUCGCGAUGAUUGGAGGGCUGUCAGGACUUCGCUUACCAGAGACAUUACACCACCGUCUUCCUCAAACUGUUGAAGAAGGAGAAUUGUUCGGAAGAGAUUGGACAUGCACGGAUUGUAUGAGAUGCAUACCAAAGAAGCCCUUGUCAACAACAACCUCGUAUCAAGAUCUUUCGACUGGUGAGACGGUGGAAAUGAAGCCAAUACCCGAUACAACUUUUCCACCAAUUUCGAAACAAACCUCCGAGGACACCCCUCUCAAUACAAUGAGAGAAUCCCGCGAUUCCCACACUAGCAUGAGAAGGCUUGUUCGACAAUCCAGCGUAAUGGAUACGCAGAGAGAUUCGGACGGAGCUAUGAAAAUGACCUACUGGUUUUAGACAGCAAUUUUUGCACGUAGAGAAUUGAAAACUAAACGUGUGAGUGAAAAACGGCCAGUUUGUAAAGUAGAAUAAUUAUUAAAUAAUUAAAAUAUUACCCGUUUAUCAUCUA
Molecule: messenger RNA, 2134 nt
Organism: Athalia rosae (coleseed sawfly)
Lineage: Eukaryota; Metazoa; Arthropoda; Insecta; Hymenoptera; Athaliidae
Gene: CarT
Product: carcinine transporter
Exons: 11
Coding region: 79-2022 (647 amino acids)
Biological process (GO): transmembrane transport
Cellular component (GO): membrane
Molecular function (GO): transmembrane transporter activity
Source: RefSeq, a predicted model, not a curated record